Molecule: messenger RNA, 8194 nt
Organism: Hippocampus zosterae (dwarf seahorse)
Lineage: Eukaryota; Metazoa; Chordata; Actinopteri; Syngnathiformes; Syngnathidae
Gene: greb1l
Product: GREB1 like retinoic acid receptor coactivator
Exons: 34
Coding region: 590-6475 (1961 amino acids)
Biological process (GO): kidney development; multicellular organism development
Source: RefSeq, a predicted model, not a curated record
UCCCCUCACAUGGAGCCAAGCAUUCAAAUGGGAUUGACGGCUCCUGCAAGUUUUCCUUCGCUGCAAAAUUGGCCGAUAUACCACACCGGUUGUCCAAGGCCAUCCGUUGAAGCAUGAAAGUGGAGGCGAGGCGACGAUAAGGUUUCCAAGGGGAGGAUGAGGAGUGAGCACAAUGGACUGAAGGUUAAAACACGUGGGAGAGACGAAGCUGGGCAGCUGGAUGCGGGCUGGCAUCCAGUUGAGCUGACGCUCUUUGAGCCAAAGCGUGUUGUACUGUAUGAAGACCCCUGACGCAGUCGACAAUUGGAUCUUUCAAGGCAGUUCCACAAAGGCCCAAACCCCUCCCCCGGCUGAAAGGAGAUGUCAAAGGUGUCAGAGCUGUGAAUAAAAUGUCUUUACUGAAGCGCUGAGCGGCGGCGACCCAGCAUGAAGCUGCGGUGAACAAGUUGCUUCACGCCUGCCAACACUGAUCACAUUACAAGACGUCACAACAGCUUGUCCUAAGAAGCAGGCCUCGGGGCAACUCAAGCAAAACGGUGACUGGGCCAGAGACCGGUGGAGACUCAGAGCCAAAGCUAUUUGCAUCCAGAUGCGCAAGGCAACUGUAACAACAGUGAAGGCCAUCCACCAUGUCCAAACACACACUGAACCUAACAAAAUCAUGGGGAAUUCCUAUGCCGGGCAGCUGAAAUCUGCUCGCUUCGAAGAGGCUCUUCACAAUUCCAUCGAGGCGUCACUACGCUCCAACAGCGGAGACCCGCAGCCCAUCUUCACGCAGCUCUACCUUAAGCCCGAGCCCUAUCCUGGCAACAUGGAUGCGGAUAUCAAACCCAAAGUGGAGCUCCACGGCGGUGAGCUGCCUGGCCAGGAGCUCCUGACCCACAGCCACUCGUCCAAUGAUGCCCAGGAGCUGGAGGAAGAAGACGACUCAGACAGCAACAGCCCCCCGUUACCCUACAUGCAGACCCCUGUGCCAGAGGGCUGCUGCACCAUGGAAGGAUUCUGCCAAGCCGGCAAGGACCUGCGCCUGGUAUCCAUGGCGACAGAGUCCAUUGACGUCCCCACGGGCUUCGAGCUGGUUGGCGCCAAGUCCCCCAGCGUGGCCGAUCACAUCCUGGUGUGCGCCGUGGACCGCCGCUUUUUGCCAGAUGACAAUGGCAAAAAUGCACUUUUAGGUUUUUCUGGAAACUGCGUGGGCUGCGGCGAGAAGGGCUUCAGGUACUUCACUGAGUUCUCCAACCACAUCAAUCUGAAGCUAUCCACGCAGCCCAAGAAGCAGAAGCACUUAAAGUAUUACCUGGUGAAGAACUCUCAGGGUGCUUUGUGCAAAGGACCCCUCAUCUGUUGGAAAGAUUCUAAAACGCGGCCUGUCUCCAGUGGGGCGUCCACAUCCAAACCCAGCUCGUCAUCUUCGGUCAGCAGCAAAGAAAAUGGAGGAACUGGUGGAAACGGAUCGUCUCCUUUCUCCCUUUCCGAUUCUCCACCCACCAGAAUGACACCAGCCUCGUCUGUCUUUUUCGGCAGUUCUGACCUGAGCAGAGAGUGCAGCUUCAUCAAACCUCUGGCCUCCACACCUGGAAACAAGACACUUCCGAUAGUUCCCACUGCGCUGAGGGUAAACGGGCCGACAAAUGGCCUGGCCGUGGACGGGCGUCCCGCCUUACUCAACCCCUCCCAGAUCACCUUAGGAACUCAGGGCCAAGCAUAUCGAGCCGCCGACUUGGGAGACAGUCCAGUGUCAUCCGCCAUGAACUCUGGCCCUCCCAAGAAGCGCCAUCGGAGCUGGCAUCCCACUUCAAACGUUCCGGUUCCGCCCAUGGCUGUCCCCGUGCCGGCCAUCCGACCCGCCGUCUGCCCUGCAGGUUCUGUUUUAGGCGGGGCUUCUCCUCAGCCCCCGGGGCCGGGCGUCAUCCAGCCUCAGCCUGUCAUCAUCCCAGACAACCUAUUCAACUGUGCAGGGGUUCGCCCCGUCAUUCUCAUUGGGCAUGGCUCCUUACCUUAUUUCUACGGCAAUGUGGGGGAAGUGGUGGUGAGCCCCCUGCUGGUGGGCUGCUACAAGAACGUCCAGCUGAGUGAGAAGACAUUGGAGACCCUUGGCCUUAGCAGCAACUGCCAGCAGCUCAGCGUGGAGACCUUGAUUCUGCUCACAUUACAGUACUUGGCACGUCUAGGUCCAGAGCAAAUCCCCCUUCGGGAGGAGCUGGAGCAGAUUGUCCUGAAAGCCAUGCUCUGCUGUCCCGGUGGUCCCGCCAUCUCCCCGUCGCAGCUGCCUUGGCUGGCUCGCUUGGAGGCCAGCGUUUCCGGGGGCGCCGUCCAAGUGGUGUUAACCCAUAAUUCACUGGGCGAGGGUAUUUGUGAGUCUCUGCGCUCCCUCAGCGAGGGUCCCCACCUCCAGCAGUCUCUUCCCACCUACGUGGUCAUCAUAUACUCCUCCAAGACGAGUGGCAACGAGUUCUGCGUGAUGGUUUUAGGAAAGUUCCAAGCACGGGCUUUAGCGGAGGGCAUGCUGACUACCAACGAGUUCCUGAAGGAGAUCAGCUACGAACUCAUCACUGGCAAAGUCAGCGUGUUGGUGUCACACUUCAAAACCACCUCUCUAGGGGACAAUCUGGACAAGCAGCUGGUGCGGUAUCAGCGGCGACGGAAGGGCCAGGUCAUACAGCCCUUACAGGGCGAUGUCACUGACCACAUCCACUCGCAGGAGGCCGCCAGCAUGUCACCACCUUCGGACAGAGAAGUGUUCAGCAAGAUCUUCCAGAUCUUUCCGACGCAGUUGAGUGUGGCGCGCCGCCUCCUCUCGCAGGUCUGCUCCAUCGCCGACUCGGGCAGCCAGAACCUGGACUUGGGCCGCUUCUGCAAAGUGGACUUCCUGGUUCUGGUACCGCCUUCUUACAUCCUGGUCAACCAGACGGCACAGCGCAUCCGACAAUCAGGCGUCUUGUUAGACUUGGGGAUGGAAGAGUCGUGCCCACCCCAGAAGUGCGACAAGUACGUAGUGCGACUGGAUACCGAUGUGCAUGCCAAGAUGGAGGCCUUUAUGAGGAAAGUCAAACAGAACCCAUACACGCUGUUUGUCCUAAUCCACGACAACUCUCAUGUCGACCUCACCAGUGCUCUGUCAGGCUCUGUAUGCCAUGGAGAGCUGCAGGGUCUGGCUGACCGGGUGGUUAACUGCCAGGAGGUCCUGGAUGCGGUCAACCUGCUGGUGCUGCAGGUCAGCUGCUUCCCGUACACGCUGCAGACGCACCAGUCCCGCAUCAGCAUGCACAAUGAGGUGCACUGGCCCUCCAAUGAAAGCCUGGGGUCGCUCUCUCCUGGCGAGUUGGCCUACUUUGGCCUGGGCGACUACAGCAGGUCCCUGCAGUGGGGCGUUGCCAGCCCUAUACUGCGCUGUGACGAUGCCUUUGAGAAAAUGGUCCACACACUUCUGCACAGACACCCCCACCUGCACAGCAUGGUGAUCCGCAGCUACCUGCUCAUCCAGCAGUACACGGAGGCCAUGAUGGCGCUGACCUCUUCGCCGUCGCUGAGAGACCACAUCACGCCCGAGACCCUGGCCAUGGUGGAAGACCUAAUCAACGCGCCCGGCCGGGAGGGCUCGCAAGGUCGCGGACACAUGCUGCUGGUGCGCGUGCCUUCGCUACAGCUGGCCAUGUUGGCGCAGGAGCGGCUGGAGGACGUGCGCGACAAGCUGGGCCUCCAGCUGUGCUUCGCCGUGCUGCUGGGGAGCCCCGCCUCGGAGAUCAUUCUGCACAGGAACUUCACUUGUCGCCUGCGGGCCUGGCGUGGAUGUGAGAACGAAGACUGGGUGCCCCUCACCUACGAGGAUCUGGAGGGUCUUCCUUGCAUCGUCAUUCUCACGGGGAAAGACCCCCUUGGAGAGACCUUCCCUAGGUCUCUGAAAUACAGCGAUCUGCGUCUGAUUGACUCCAGUUACCUGACGCGUACGGCCCUGGAGCAGGAGGUAGGCCUGGCCUGCACCUACGUGUCCGUGGGCGUGGUCCAGGAACCGACCAAAGUAGCUGGCCCUCGGGAGUCAGACGGGGAGAAGAUUGUCGCUGUCGUGAACGACGGAGAGGAGCUGGAGCGGCCUCAGAGCAAUGGCAGUGCGGCCACCAGAACCUCGGGCUCCUUGGUGGAGAACGGGGUCAGUUCAUCCGACAACGCCGAGGCCGCCCUCAAACCUCCAGCCUGCGCGCCGGAGGGUGUGGACACGUCGGGCCUCAAGCAGGAGUGCGACUCAGUGGGAAUCCAGCUCCCAUCCAACCCUCCCAAAGCCUCCAAGGCCCCUCCGUCGCUCUACUCCAGCUCCUCAUCUUCCUCGCCGUCGCCCUCCUCCUCGUCUACGCAGCGUCCCAGCCAGUCCACGCAGUGCGGCCGCCAAUCCAAGCCGUUGCGCGUGUCGCCGCGUACCGUUAUCAUGUCGCGGCCGGCGUACAAUCUGCUGUCUGCCGACUCGGGAGGCCAGCUCAGCUCCUUCUCGCUGUUGCCCCACGCCGACGUGGCCUGGAGCAGCCCGCUGAGGCCCCCCGUCACCUCAGGCCUGCACGGCCAGGAGCAGAGCGCCUACUAUCGCCAGUGGACCGUCGCCAAACAGCACCACGCUGACUACGAGGCACCGUCCACGCCGCACCCUCGACGCCUCCUGCUCAGCGGACCGCCACAGGUGGGGAAAACGGGAGCCUACCUCCAGUUCCUUCGUAUCCUCUUCCGAAUGCUCAUCAGACUGUUGGAGGUUGACGUGUUCGAUGAGGAGGAAUCGGACGAGGAAGAGGCAGUUGAAGAGACAUCAGAGGUGGUGAUGCCCGCGAACGCCCAGUGGCCAGACGUCGAGGACAUGCACAAGCUUCCCUUUGACCCCAACCCCCGAGAUUCCAAGUUCAGGAAGGCCAGCCCCGUACACUGCAACAAGAAGCCGAAGUGCUCCAGAGUGCUGAAGAAAGAAGAUGGAUGCCGAACGGAAGCCAAGCGGGAGACCAAGUCCAUACGGCUCACUCGCUUUGCCGCUCACAACGCCUUUCAUCACUGUGAGCAGUGUCACCAUUACUGUGACGCCAGCCCUGCAACACAGCUGUCCGAGUGCACUUUCCACGCCUUCACCUUCUGCUCGUCCAUGCUCGGUGAGGAGGUCCAGCUCCAAUUUGUCAUUCCCAAAGACAAGGAGCAGCACUUUGUCUUCAGUCAACAGGGUAGCCACUUGGAGAGCAUGCGCCUGCCUCUGGUCUCCACCAAGGACCCCGACCUUUUGAAGAGCCCCAUUUUCACACCAACGACGGGGCGCCAGGAGCACGGCUUGCUCAACAUCUAUCACGCCAUGGAGGGCGCCUCUCACCUGCACAUCCUGGUGGUCAAGCACUUUGAGAUGCCCCACUACCGGAAGCACUGGCCCAACCACAUCCUGCUUGUCUUGCCCGCCAUGUUCAACAACUCCGGAGUUGGCGCCGCUCGCUUCAUGAUUAAGGAACUGUCAUACCACAACCUGGAGCUGGAGAGGAACCGGUGGGAGGAGCAAGGUGUUAAGCGGCAGGAAGUUUGGCCCUUCAUUGUCAUGAUGGACGACUCGUGUGUUCUAUGGAACGUCCAGCAGCCCGCUGACAACAGCGAGACAUCCGACGGUGGCUCAGCGCUUACCAACGUGUCCCUGAAAGCGGUGCUGCAGCACAUGGAGACCACGCCCAAGAUCUCACUCUACGCCAUGUGUGGAGCCCGUAAGUGGAGCAGCAGCCUGGCCCGCAAGGCUCCUGGUCGGCCCUUCAGCAGAGGCCACCUCCACGACUUUGUCCUGCUCAACGUGGAUCUGACCCAGAACGUCCAGUACGACCUCAAUCGAUACAGUUGUGAGGAGGUGGACUUCAAUCUUCGGGUCAACAGCAGCGGACUCCUGCUGUGUCGCUUUAACUGCUUCAGCUUGAUGAAAAAGCACAUUCCAGUCGGUGGUAACCAAGACUACAUGGUGAAACCCAAACUCAUGGAAAUCGAAAACCCGACCUCCAUCAGCCCUUCGCAGUAUGUGUGCGCCCCGGACAGCGAGCAGACCUUGCUGGAUGCGCCGGCCCAGUUCCUGCUGGAAAGGUUCCUGCAGAGCUGCAGCCACCGACUGUUCCCCAAAGCAAUUCAGAACCCAAACAACCCAGUACUGUCCAUUGACAGCUACCUCAAUAUCAGCCCGGAGAUAUCCGUGUGCUACAUCAACUCCCGUCCACACUCCACCAACCUUAACCACCAGGGUCUGGUGUUCAGCGGCCUCCUGCUGUACCUCUGCGACUCCUUCGUCGUCUCUGGACUCCUCAAGAAGUUCCGCUUCCUCAAAGGCGCCACACUGUGCGUCAUCUGCCAGGACCGCAGCUCCCUGCGUCAGACCAUCGUGCGUCUAGAACUGGAGGACGAGUGGCAGUUCCGCCUGCGCGACGAGUUCCAGACGGCCAACUGCAGCGAGGACCGGCCGUUGUACUUUCUCACUGGACGCCACGUUUGAACCACCUCGCCUAAGAGCAAAGCAAAAGCAAAUGCCAGCCAUUCUUGCCAUCAAAACGCGCAAUGGGAGGACACGCGUGUGCUCGCCAAAUGGACGCUAUGCAAUGCUAUGAUUGUACAUCGACUUAUUUUAAACCACAGUGCGCCCAUUCGUGGACGUACGUGUUUAGCUCAGGGUUUUUAAAAGGGAAAAUUAGACUUAUGGGAAUAAGAGGGGACUACAUGUUCUCACUUUGUUUACUUUUCUUCUUGGCACCAAAGACAUCGUCGAGCUGCACCUUUUUCUUGUCCCGUCAUGCCUUUCACUGUCUGACAACUCCACACAAAACACUGCCGAGUGGACAUAUGACAGUACAUGCUGUCUUCAAAGUGCAUUAUUUGGUAGGGUGGGCCAUAGAGGAGCGAGCCAGCGCAUUUUCUGCAGCCCCAGCAUGUUAUACUGUAAUGGAGCUGUUGUGUGUUUUGAACUGCACAAAAUAUUUCCUAUCAGUAUGUAAUGGAAUCCAAUACAAAAUGUUCAGUUUGCUUACCUACCACGGAACACUUUGAAACUUACUGUCUACUUACUUAGGCGGGCUGCUCCAUUCUUCAUUACCAAUACCCGUAACAUUUUUCAUCGACGGGAGACAGAAAGAUUUAUGGUUGACCCACCACUAACAAGCCCCCACCCCCACCUCAGCUCCCACUGCCGCACACACAGGCUAUAACAAAUCUUUUUGGCAUAUAUCGUUGUAUUCCAUGUAACAAUGGCUUUUUGUUCAAGAUCGAAUUUAUAGGAGACAUAUUAUCUAUAUUAAUGUCACAAUAUUAACUUUGCUGCUUAUCACUGUUAGCCAAUCCUAAUUAACGUACCGUAUUUUCCGCACUAUAAGGCACGCUUAAAAGCAUUCAAUUUUCUCAAAAUCUGACAGUGCUCCUUGUAAUCCCAUGCGCCAUAUAUAUAUAUAUAUAUAUAUAUAUAUAUAUAUAUGGAUCAAUAUUCUGAUUUCUUGGAUGUAGUAUUUUCACUGUUCUGUAAAGCGCUUUGUUACAGCUGCAGCGUUUGUGGAAAGCCUUAUUGUAUUGUAUUGUAUUGUAUUCCCUUUAACAUAGCUUCAUCAAGUGGAUGCAGAAUGCAACCACAGCCACUAUUGUAGCUUCUAUUCUAUGCUCCUUAUAAUGUGAUUCGCCCAAUAUACGAAAACAGUUUUCAAAUAGGCCAUUCAUUGAUGGUGCGUCUUAUAGGCCGAAGCGCCUCAUCGUGCGGAAAAUAGGGUAACUUUGGGGUCUGACAAUGCUGGAUCAUCGGGACCUGUGGAUAUUUCUUUCCCCAGCCAAACCGAUCAUGUCAUUUGGGGACAAACUUGGUGUGGGCUUGGCUUUUAUGCAGAACUCCCGAAGGGUUCGCUCAGACACAUUUUCAGAAAUAGGCAGACCAAAGAUUUACUUGGUUGUUUAAUUUCACAUUUACACUGGGUAGACAGGCACUCCAGAAACCAGACUAUUUGUAUCCAAGCCAUGAAAAAGUCAAUUUUCCAUAAUAUGUCUCUUUUAAACUUAGCCUUGUCUAUGGGAAAGGGAGAAUGUGUUUUCUAAGAGUUUGUGCUCAGGGUUUUCCAAACACUAUACCUUAAGGAGAAGUGACACUCGCUCAUGCGUGGACCAAUGAAAACCAGGCAAAAAAAGAAAAUAUCGCUUGAGCCAAAAACAAACAGCAGCAAAAAAAAAACAAAACAAGAAA